Triticum aestivum (bread wheat) is the source of this 936-nucleotide messenger RNA. RefSeq lists its product as uncharacterized. The record is from RefSeq and is a predicted model, not a curated record. The transcript is spliced from 2 exons. Lineage: Eukaryota; Viridiplantae; Streptophyta; Magnoliopsida; Poales; Poaceae. Bases 239 to 583 code for a protein of 114 amino acids.
GUUUCUCGAGCCUCGCCCCCCUCCCCUGCACCUCGAAUGCGCCGCCUCCUUCCCUCCCUCUCCCCUGCACCUCGAAUGCGCCGCCUCCUUCCCUCCCCUUCGCUUCUUUCUAAGGCGGCGGUGGCCUACAGGCAAAGGGCAACGGCGACGACACUCGAUUUGAUCUGCAUGAGAAAGAGAAGAAGAUAGGGAGAGAGAUAACGGAGGAGAGGAGGGAGAAAGAGAGAGGAAAGAGGAGAUGGAGGUGCCGCGGCGGAUGGGAGAGGGUCACCGGAAGGAGCGCCGCUGGCUCGUCAUCAUCACGCUGGAGGAGAGAUGCCUCUGUACAUCCCUCACACCAGCAGGUCGCCGAGGAGGAUCUGCCACCGGAUCCGCGCAGUUGAGGGUGAGGAGGAUGGAGGUGAAGGAAGCAGCAGCAAGGAUGGUGGCUGCUGAUGGGGGAGGGGGCGACGUCGCGCUUCUCGCCACCUCCACGUCCUCGUCGCCCAGUAGUCCGUUGCUCCUUGUCUUGCAACUCCAGCGACAACAGUUCGUCUCGGUGAUCCUUCUGCUCCUCCCGCUUCUCUCCUUCCAUACUAAAUAGCUCACCAAAUUAGUCUGAACAUAGCAAGGUAAAAAAAAGGGCAUACAUUCUCAUUUUUCUUCACUGUAUUUUUUCUUGUUCAUACCUGCAGAAAAAAUGGUGGCAGUGAUGAUUGAUUUAAGUAUCAUGUUUGCUUAUAUGGAAAUAGGGGAUUUACUUCCGAUGAUGUGGGUAGUGGUGGUCUUCUCUUCACUCUCGUGUUUCAUAAAUUUUCCCCUUGGACACCCACUUAUCUGAAAUAUGUGUCUUACCAAUUUGAUGCUGGUUCACCUGCAGGUUCAGUGAGUAGGGAACAUGUAUAAUGACUACUGUUGAUCUUUGUAUUGCGAGACAAUGCUUUCCAGCUUGAUGAG